Molecule: messenger RNA, 2339 nt
Organism: Andrographis paniculata
Lineage: Eukaryota; Viridiplantae; Streptophyta; Magnoliopsida; Lamiales; Acanthaceae
Product: U-box domain-containing protein 35-like
Exons: 11
Coding region: 1-2220 (739 amino acids)
Biological process (GO): protein phosphorylation
Molecular function (GO): ATP binding; protein kinase activity
Source: RefSeq, a predicted model, not a curated record
AUGUGGCUUUCCAGUGGAAGGACCAGCAGCAAUGUUGGAAGAAAAACAGGAAGGAAUGGCCUUGUUGCCAUUGCCAUCGACAAGGACAAAGGCAGUCAACAUGCGCUGCGUUGGGCUACCGACAAUCUCAUUUCCAAAGGGCAUACUGUCAUUCUUAUCCAUGUUAUCCAUAGAUCACCUCAAUCAAAGCGGAAUAAUUAUGACAUUAAUAAUCCUGAUGGAGGUAACUUUGUGAACGCGCAACAAUUUGAUAGUCGUACAAAAGAGUUACUCCUUACCUUCCAUUGCUUUUGCACACGCAAAGAUAUACAUUGCUUUGACGUGGUGCUGGAGGACACAGACAUUGCGCGGGCAAUAACUGACUACGUUGCUCAUGCUGCAAUCGAGAACUUGGUUCUUGGUACAUCACAUCGUGGCUUUAUCAGAAGAUUCAAGAUGGUAGAUUUACCUGGCAGUGUGUCGAAAGCAGCACCAGACUUCUGCACUGUCUAUGUCAUCUCAAAAACCAAGAUAUCUUCUGUGAGGAAUGCUGCACGCCAAGCGCCAUUCGACUCCCCUCUAACACCUCAAAUCCAGAAAAUCGAAGAGACGGGCAACGGGAAUACCUCACCUCCUAAGGUCCUUUCCAAGCGAACAUCAAACAUACAAGGUGGAGGUGGACAAAGAUUAUCACAUAGGACUACAAUUGAUGACACAGAGUUAGUUAAAUCACCAUUUUCAAGAGGAAGAGGAGGGCCUACCGGGAAGAUGUUUGCCGACCUUUCAGAAACUGAUUCAGAUAUAUCAUUUAUUAGCUCUGAGAGACCGAGCACAGAUAGCAGGAUAAGCACAGAUCGCAUGUCUGGCAUGCUCUUCGACACCAUGGAUUCAUCUCGGAUGUCAACCAGCUCAACCAGUAGCUUUGGAUCAAUAUUUUCGAGUAACAGGGGGAGCAACUACAGCUCCUUCACAGAUAAAUCAUCAUCAUCAUUUGAAAGUGAUGAUGUCGAAGCUGAGAUGAGAAGGCUAAAGCUCGAGCUGCAGAAGACUAUGGAAAUGUACAGCACAGCCUGCAAGGAAGCGCUCACAGCAAAACAGAAGACUGUGGAGCUUAAUCGGUGGCGAAUGGAAGAAGAGAGAAGAGUAGAAGAAGCUCGGCUUGCUGAGGAAGAAGAGAUAAGUGUAGAGAACGCUAAAGCAGCUCCAAUGGCAGUGUCCUCACUGAGAUGCAGGAUAUACACCAUUGAUGAGAUCGAAGAGGCAACAGAGUGUUUUUCCGAAUCCCAUAAAAUUGGAGAAGGGGGCUAUGGCCCUGUGUACAAAUGUUACCUGGAUCAUACCCGUGUUGCUGUUAAGAUAUUGCGCCCUGACGCUGCACAAGGAAGGGAACAGUUUCAGAGAGAGGUUGAAGUGCUGAGUUGCCUGAGACAUCCUAACAUGGUUCUACUUCUUGGAGCAUGCCCUGAAUACGGUUGUCUAGUUUAUGAGUACAUGGCAAAGGGCAGCCUGGAGGAUUGUCUCAGGGGGAAAGGCAACACACUAGCCCUGUCAUGGCAACUCCGGUUCAGAAUCGCUGCAGAGAUUGCCACUGGUCUGCAUUUUCUGCACCAGACAAAACCAGAGCCAUUAGUCCAUCGUGAUCUCAAACCAGCAAACAUUCUGCUCGACCAGAACUAUGUGAGCAAAAUUGGAGACGUUGGAUUGGCAAGGCUCGUCCCUCCUUCUGUAGCUGAUGAUGUAACACAGUAUCGAAUGACAUCCGCAGCUGGAACUUUCUGCUACAUUGAUCCGGAAUAUCAACAGACAGGAAUGCUUGGAGUGAAAUCUGAUGUCUAUUCCCUUGGUGUGGUGUUUCUACAAAUACUAACAGCCAAGUCAGCAAUGGGUUUGACUCACCAUGUUGCCCGGGCAAUUGAUCAUGGAAAUUUUGCAGAGAUGCUGGAUCCAGCGGUGCCUGAUUGGCCUGUAGAAGAAGCCUUGUCCUUUGCAAAAAUGGCCGUCAAAUGUACAGAACUAAGGCGAAAAGAUAGACCAGACCUUGGAAAGGUAAUCUUGCCUGAGCUUAAUAGACUGAGAGAUUUCGGUGAAGAAGACAUGAAGUUUCUUGUAGAUCCCAGCUUUUCCAGUACACAUAAGGAAACCCAGAGGAGCGAUCACAGUGACAGGUCCAAAGACAUUGAUCCACAGGGCAACACAAGUUUAGCAUCCAUACCAGAAAAUACAACAGAAGCAACCGAGUAAACUUACUAGUAAGAUGAGCACAUUGUUGAGGAGAUGCAUAAAACCAUGUAAUAUCUUCCUGUCUUGGGGGAAAUUUUUCUAGCUCAACAAGAAGAAUCAAAAUCAUUGUACAGUUUAUC